AUGAAAAAAUAUAAUGAUGCAUUACAAAAUUAUCAAAAAGCUCUUUCUAUCAAUUAUAAAUGUUUGGCAACCAAUCAUCCUGAAACUGCAGCAACCUAUCACAAUAUUGGAACUUUGUAUGCUGAAAUAGGUAAUUAUGCAGCAGCUCUAGAUAAUUGUAAGAAGGCACUUGAAAUGGAAUUACAAAUACUACCACCUACACAUCCAACACUGGCAAUAACGUAUAGAGGGAUUAGUGCUAUUUUCAUAAAUAAAGGUGACUAUGCUGAUGCAUUGCAAUAUUUGGAGAAAGCACUUGAUAUACAGAUAAAGUCUUUACCAUUGAAUCAUCCUGAUUUUACAGAUACUUACAAUAACAUCGGGAUGGUUUAUGAUAGGCAAGAUAAUUAUCAAACUGCUUUGAAGAAUUAUGAAAAAGCUGUAGAAAUUGCAUCAGAAUCAUCUGGAGGUACACAUCCAGCUAUGAAAACUUAUAUUCAAAAUGUAUCUGACGUCAGAAGAAAACUGUCAUUAGCAUUACAAUGCAAAAACACAGUCGACUGCUAG
Didymodactylos carnosus is the source of this 546-nucleotide messenger RNA. The record is from the annotation of a GenBank genome assembly. Lineage: Eukaryota; Metazoa; Rotifera; Eurotatoria; Philodinida; Philodinidae.